Molecule: messenger RNA, 799 nt
Organism: Balaenoptera acutorostrata (minke whale)
Lineage: Eukaryota; Metazoa; Chordata; Mammalia; Artiodactyla; Balaenopteridae
Product: myotubularin-related protein 8-like
Exons: 2
Coding region: 28-570 (180 amino acids)
Source: RefSeq, a predicted model, not a curated record
GACAAAGGGCUGCAGCCCAAGCAGAGUAUGCUAGAGAGCCUCUUGGAAAUUAAGAAGCAGAGAUCAAUGCUGGAUGCAGAUGUGCACAAACUAGAAAAGAAAGUGAAAGCCCAUGAUGAGCCACCAGAAGAAGUCUGUACCUGCUCUCAAUUAGGGCGUUUAUUAUCUCAACACCUGGGAACUCCUUUAACCAAUCCUCUCAGCUUUAUGGGUAUUGAUGGAGACCUGAAUACCUUGAUGGAGAAUGGCACUCUUUCUAGGGAAGGAGGCCUUCGAGUUCAGAUGGAUCAAGUAAAAAGCCAGUGUGCAGACCUCCACCCUGACUAUUAUGGGACCAUGGGCAACCUUAGGGCCAUAAACAUUUCUGGGGAUGUCGGCUUCUCUGGAGACACAGGCAUUUCUGGGGUCUCAGGCAUCUCUGGCAACACGGGCACCUCUGAGGCUAAGGGCUUCUAUGAAGACAUCAGCAUCUCUGGGGCCAUCAGCUUCUCUGGGACCACAGGCCUCUCUGAAGACACAGGACUCUCUAAGGCCAUCAUCAAGGAGGCAGGUUUCUCUAAGCAACAGUGAGCUAUUCAUCUGCUUCCAUAUUAGGUGCACCUGCAACACCCACAAUGAUCCUUGUCUCAAAAAAGGCUGUGCUGCUUUUCUAAUUGGAUUAAAUGGGCAAGGCCAGGGCACCCCUCCUCCCACUUAAGAGUCUGGAAGGGGAUUUAGGGCCUUUACUAGUUAAGCAACCAGUAUAUGCAUGUCAAGCAGCCCAGAAUAUAGGCAAGAGAAAGAAUAUGUUAUUAUUCUA